AUGAAUAAAAAUCGCGUCCAUCGGGUACUCAUAGUUGCAGACAAGUACCUCAGUCGUGGACCAACACUUGCUAUGGCCUACCUGAUAAAGGAAGAAAAUAUGACAUUAAAGGAGGCGUGGCGCUACAUGAAAUGCGUAUACCUGGCCCUGCGUCCGAACUGGCACUGUCUCGAACAACUGGCCCUAUUUGAGAAGACCGUGAAGAACCUUCCCGAAGCGACGCCAAUUGUGGAUGAAGAAUUCCAGUAG
This is a messenger RNA of Dibothriocephalus latus, 249 nucleotides long. NCBI's taxonomy places the organism in Eukaryota, Metazoa, Platyhelminthes, Cestoda, Diphyllobothriidea, Diphyllobothriidae. The record is from the annotation of a GenBank genome assembly.